CAUAUUUUUGUAAUAUGACGUCAUAUGAAAUGGAACAUCUUUAACUUAAACAAAUUAUCAUUUUAUCUAAAAUUUGUUUAUACAGAUUCUUUUCUUGCAUUCUAAAAUAUAUUCAUCAAUAGUUAUGCUUAAAAGACUUUACUUAUGUUUAAAGAAUUUUAAAGAAAUGUUUAAGUCAGACAUUUUUUAAUAAUUUCUUUUUUACAUUUUACUUUGCAAACAUUUUUCACCGUUCAAAUGAGAAAGAUGCCCUUGACGAUAAAUAAUGAAUAAAUAUAUAUGCUAAAAUCGAUAUGCAUUUUUACAUAUUUAAUAGAGUUUAUAUCUUAACUCCUAAAAAGAUAACAUAUAUAUAUGCAUAUAUAUAUAUAUCUUUCUCUCUGCCUAUUAACAAUAAAGUACGAACAUAACGUUUAUUCACUGUUCAAUGGUUCAACGGAUUUCAAAGAAAAAAAAUCACAUGAUUAAAUCCCUCUCGCAUGCAGUAACAACAUUAUCAAUAGCAGUGUGAGCUGUGAUAAAUUAUAAAGAUAUCGAGUAAUAACAUCGAAGUGAUCGUCACGCGUUGAAGAUAGCAAUAUGGCAGGAAUAUUUGAAAUACUUUGCGGCCUUACUUUAAUUAUUUUUGUUUUGUAUUACUAUCUGACCUCGACUUUCGAUUACUGGAAGGUCCGCGGUGUAAAAGGACCUCAACCCAUUCCUCUGUUCGGCAAUAUCAAGGAUAUAAUAUUUUAUAAGAUAAAUUUGGCAGAAUAUUUAAGUAAUAUGUACCAUUUUUACAAAGACGAACCAUAUGUCGGCAUCUUCUUUGGAAGUAAACCAACACUUAUCCUAAGAGAUCCGCAAUUGAUAAAGGACAUUUUAAUUAAAGACUUUUCCAGUUUCCCUCAACGAGGCAUUUUUAUAAACACAAAGGGAGAUCCACUGUCAAAAAAUCUCAUUUUUUUCGAAGCAUUAAGAUGGAAACCGUUAAGGAAUAAAUUUGCAAUUACGUUUACCUCUAUUAAAAUAAAGGAAAUGUUCCCAUUGAUGAAGAUAACCAUAGAUCAUUUGGAGCAAUAUAUUAAUAAGAUACCUGAUAACUAUAUCCUUAACAUUAAUGAAUUAAAUGUUAAAUAUACUGUAGAAAUAAUAAAUAGUUGUGCAUUUGGCAUUGAAACAAAUAUAUUUAACGAUGGAGAAAAUGAAUUUUGGAAAGUAGCUAAAGAAAUAUUUGAGGCCAAUAAAAUAAGUUUACUGAAACAAAAUCUGCAAAUGUAUUUUCCGGAAUUCUACAAUCAAUUCUACUUUUUAUUCAAAAAUGUUCGUCUAACUUCUUUCUUUGUAAAUAUAGUUAAAAAUACAAUAGAACAUAGAAUAAAAAAUGACAUCGUUAGAAACGAUUUCAUAAAUAUACUGAUAGAAUUGAAAAGAAAUUCGAAAAACUGUAGCGAAGAUAUCGGUAAGAUUUUUCUAGAUUUAUCAAUUUUUAUCGAAAAUAUUAAAAACAUUAGGAUAUAUUAUUUAAUUAUAUAUUUAUUUAUAUGUAUUUCAGAAUUAACGGAUAUAUUUUGUGCCGCUCAAGUGUUCAUGCUUUUUGCAGCUGGUUUUGAAUCAUCUUCCUUAGCUAUGACCUUUACCCUUUACGAAUUAGCUCAAAAUCAUAACAUACAAGAUGAAGUUCGCAAAGAAAUAAAUGAAGUAUUUGAACAAAAUAACGGUACCUUAAAUAUCGAAUCUAUAAAAGAUCUGAAAUAUUUACAUGCGUCAAUUAAAGAAGCACUAAGGAAACAUCCACCAAUAACAUAUUUAGUUAGAGAAUGUACGAUACCUUCUUACACAUUGAAAGGCACUAAUAUUACUAUACAGAAGAAUCAACAAAUUUUUAUAUCGCUACUCGGAUUACAUUACGAUCCAAAAAUUUAUCCGAAUCCAAAUGUUUUUGAUCCUGAACGAUUUAUGACCAAAAAUAAUGCAAUUAAGAAUGAAAUAUAUCUACCUUUUGGUACUGGACCACGUAACUGUUAUGGAGAAAAAUUUGCGUUUUAUCAAAUAAUACUUGGAUUGGCAACACUAUUACGGAAUUGUAAAGUCGAUAUUUGUGAAAAAACAAAAAUUCCAUUUAUGCGUCUUCCGUCACAUUUGUUUUUACGACCAGCUGGUGGAAUAUAUUUGAAAAUAAAUAAAAUUAAUGAAAAAUAAUAGAAUUCCCUUGUUAUAAAAUACAUUGUAAAAUUAAUUCUAUUAUCAUUAAUAAAUAAUCAUUGAUAAAUAAGAUUACUUUGUUAAC
Messenger RNA from Vespa crabro (European hornet), 2269 nucleotides. RefSeq names its product cytochrome P450 6a2-like. Gene Ontology annotation, molecular function: oxidoreductase activity, acting on paired donors, with incorporation or reduction of molecular oxygen; monooxygenase activity; iron ion binding. The transcript is spliced from 5 exons. The record is from RefSeq and is a predicted model, not a curated record. NCBI's taxonomy places the organism in Eukaryota, Metazoa, Arthropoda, Insecta, Hymenoptera, Vespidae. Bases 580 to 2181 code for a protein of 533 amino acids.